AUGUCUCUUAUGGUAGUCAAGGUCGCAUCAACAGCCUUAUAUCAACAGCAGCAGCAGCCGCAGCAGCAGCAGCAGCAGUUACUCAACCACGUUGAGCCAACGGUGGCGGAGACAACGUCCAGUACAGAAAGUGACAACCACGGCGACAGCCCGGCUCAAGCAGCGGAACGCCUAAACAUUGAGAAGAUGCGUGCCAAGUUACAGCAAUUGCAGCACGAGCAGCAGCAACAAUAUCGUCUGCAGCAACAACAAAUGCACCUGCAUCUGCAGCAGAUGCAUCAGCAGCAGAUGCAGAUGCAGUUGCAUGCGAACGAUGUGGAUGCGGGUGUCGUGGCUGAUGUGGAGACUGGCGCGGCUGGCGAAACUGCCUACUUAUUGGAGCGUGCCGACGACGUUGCGCCCAUUUACGGAACAUGGCGCACGAAAGCGAGACGACCCCAGCCGCCAGGCAACAUGCUGCAGCACGCAACAUCUAUGCAGCUAAACGGGCCCGCCGAUGGCGACGCCAACGCCAACGGCGUCGACGAUAAUCAUCUGUAUGAGCGCCUGCCCAGGCGAUCCGUCACAAUGACGCCGCUGCGUGAUGUGCUGCGCGAUCAGCUGCCACGGCCGCCGCGCCUAUCCACACAGCGGCCACCCUCGUCGGCGCUGCUGCGGCGCCAGUACUCGGAGACGCCGGGCACAUUGGCAAUGCGCGAUGAUUUCAAGCCGAAGCCGUUUCACUUUCCAUUCGAUGGCCCACUACCGGAGCAGUUCAAGAAGGGCGAGGCGGAGCGCCAGCAUGGCACGCUGAACAACAUCCAGGACAUCUUGCACAAUCUGCACAUCAAUAGCGUGAUGCCCAGCAAGAUGCCGCAAAUGAUGACGGCGCCGUCGCUGGUGAUGAUGCCCACGGGCCUGCACAUUGCCGGCAGCUAUAAGAAUCUCAAGUCCAGCGGCAUAGCCAAUUUCUUUCGGGGCAAGCGCAACAAGAAACAGAUGCAGUUCAGCAUACCGAUGCCCAUGUUUCCCAUGGGCAUGCCCAUGCCGAUGUACGGUGGUGCGCCGCAUCAGCGCGUAGCCAUCGAGCAGCUGUAUCCCUAUAAGCCACGCUCGCCGCAGGACAUCAAUUUGCUGGCCCUGCAGCAGGCGCCCAACAGCAAGCCCAGCUCCAAGAAGAAAAACAAAAAGCAGCAGCAGCAGGAGCAGAGCAACUACAACAUGUUGCUGGAGCACGGCACCCAACAGCACUUGGUGGUCGAUCCCUUCCUGCAGAACUUUCCACCAAUCAUCGCGCUGAAUGCGACACGUCAGCCGCAACAUAAGCGCAUACCCUUCAAACUGAACCUGGACAUAUAUCCGGUGCUGCCACCCUCGAGGCCCACCUCCGUGCUGCGCAAUCCCUUCCACGGCGACUACGCACUGCCCUCGGCUGGGCCACUAACGGCCUCCAAUGGACCCAUCUAUGCGCAGCCGCAGGGUCUCUACCAGUCGCCCUUCAAGUUUCCCACACAACCGCCCAGCCACCUGCCCAUGAUCUUUCCCGAGCAUGGCACUCGCUACAGCCAGCAACAGCAGCAGCAACAGCAGCAUCAGCAGCAGCAGCAGGCGCUUUACCAGUCGCCAAAGUUUGCCGCACAGCAGCAGCAAAAUUCGGGCCCUGAGGAUUGCAUCUAUGCGCAGCAGGCCAAUGGCAAUGGCAACACUGGACCGGUAGACUCGCACUCCAAUCAGAUAAUGCUGCACUUGAAUGUUUUUCCCAAGCAGAAGCCCACGACACCGAUGCGCGCCUCCACCAAUCCCUUCUACAGCCACAAUUUUGGUGCGGGCUUGCAGCGCAAUACUUUCAGCGCCAGUGAGCAGGAGCAGCCGCUGCCCAAGCCUCCAAGUCCCAUUGAGCCACGCCAGGUGGCACCCGCACAGUCCCAGCCCGGCAACAGCUCGCUGGCCGCAACCACAGCUCAGCCGCAGCAGAACCAAACCCAACAACAACAGCAGCAGCAGCAGCCAGGGAAUCAUUCGAUUUCACGCAGCGACAAUCUUUCGCUGAUCGACUUUGAGCAUCCCAUUGUGGCGGCUGAGGUGCCCCAGCUGCCGCAUCCUGCUGCACUAACUGGCAAUCCUCCCAAUCAUGGUCGCUAUAGCGUCCAGGGCGAUCAUUUUCGCUACCACAAAACUCCACAUAUCGAUCAACUGGCCGCCGAGGCACAAACGGCUUCGCUCUUUCGCUUUCCCGUCGAGGAUCUGAUACAGUUCCAGGUGGACGAUGCGCUCUAA
Drosophila montana is the source of this 2256-nucleotide messenger RNA. RefSeq names its product alpha-protein kinase 1. The coding region runs from base 1 to 2256 and encodes 751 amino acids. The record is from RefSeq and is a predicted model, not a curated record. The transcript has a single exon. Lineage: Eukaryota; Metazoa; Arthropoda; Insecta; Diptera; Drosophilidae.